AUGCCGAGUUCGGACGGAGCAAGAGAGAAGAGGAGCCGUGUUCCUGUGGAGGAGCAGCCGUCCUGCUGUGCUGUGUGCUGUCCAGUCUGUAUCAGUUGUGGACACUGGUUCUGCAGACAGUGCAUUGCCUCAUACUGGGACCAGUCUGGACGAUCAGGAGACUCUUCCUGUUCCCAGUGUGUGAAACAAUCCAGGACCAGAACUGGACUGCAGACGGACCGUCAGACCAGCAUUGUCCAAACAGAUGUUGCUUUGCAGGAGGCUUUAGAUGAACAUAAGCUUAGUCUGAGGAGCAGAUGUGAACGUGUGACUGAAGGAGGUGAAACAGGAAGUGGAGUCCUCCUCACCAGCAUCUACACUGAGCUCUACAUCACAGAGGGACCGAGUGAAGAGGUGAACACCCAACAUGAGGUGAGGCAGUUGGAGACAGCUUCCAAGAAGAAGACCCUCCAUGAGGCUCCCAUCAAGGUCCACCACAUCUUUAAAGCCUCCUCUGACCCACACAGACCCAUCAGACUGGUUCUGACCAACGGCGUCGCUGGCGUUGGAAAAACCUUCUCUGUGCAGAAGUUCACUCUGGACUGGGCCGAGGGCCGGGAAAACCCAGACCUCAGUGUUGUGGUUCUGCUGUCGUUCAGGGAGCUGAACCUGAUCAGAGAUCAGCGGCACAGUCUUCUCACACUGCUCCAUGUUUUCCAUCCAAAGCUCCAGAAGGUCCCAGCAGAGCAGCUCGCUGUCCUGAAGCUUCUGUUCAUCUUUGACGGCCUGGAUGAAAGCAGACUCUCACUGGACUUCAGCCGCAGGAAGGUUGUGUCUGACGUCACACACAAGUCAUCGGUCAACGUGCUGCUGACCAACCUCAUCCAGGGGAACCUGCUUCCCUCCGCUCUGGUCUGGAUCACUUCCCGACCCGCAGCGACCCAUCAGAUCCCUCCUACAUGUGUGGACAGGGUCACAGAAGUACGAGGCUUCACCGACGCCCAGAAGGACGAGUACUUCAGGAGGAGAUCCAGCCACGAGCAGCUGUCCAGCAGAAUCAUCUCACACGUCAGGACGUACAGGAGCCUCCACAUCAUGUGUCAGAUCCCAGUGUUCUGCUGGAUCACUGCUACGGUUCUGGAGUACAUGUUGACUACAGAGCAGAGAGGAGAGCUGCCCAAGACCCUGACGGACCUGUACUCACACUUCCUGCUGGUCCUGACCCAGAGGAAGAGGAACAAGUACCAUGAGGGACAUGAGACCAGUCCACAGGAGCUGAUGGAGGCUGACAGGGAAGUUCUCCUGAAGCUGGGGAGGCUGGCGUUCAAACAUCUGGAGGAAGGAACCAUCAUGUUUUACCAAGAAGACCUGGAGCAGUGUGGUCUAGACGUCACAGAGGCCUUGGUUCACUCAGGAGUCUGUACAGAGAUCUUCAGGAGAGAGAGUGUGAUCUUCCACAAAACAGUCUACUGCUUUGUUCAUCUGAGUGUUCAGGAGUUUCUGGCUGCUGUUUACAUGAUGCACUGUUACAUCAGUGAGAAGGAGGAGGAACUGGAGAACUUCCUAAAAGAAUCCAAACACAGAGGAUCAAUCUUUACAAAGAUAAAACUGUUGUUUGUGAGUAAAACAAAUCAACACAAUGAUGAGCUUCAUCCUAAAACUCUCUCAUCCCUGGAUGAGUUUUUGUGUAGAACCAUGUUUAAAUCCCUCCAGAGUCCAGGUGGCCACCUGGACCUGUUUGUUCGCUUCCUUCAUGGCCUCUGUCUGGAGUCCAACCAGAGAAUCUUAGGAGGUUUGCUGGGUCACACAGAGACCAGUCCAGAAACCAUCCAGAAAAUCAUCACCAACCUGAAGGAGAUAAGGAAUGAUGAAAUCUCUCCAGACAGAAGCAUCAACAUCUUCCACUGUCUGAUGGAGAUGAACGACCACUCAGUCCAUCAGCAGAUCCAAGAGUUCCUGAAGUCAGAGAACAAAUCAUGGAAGGAACUCUCUCUGAUCCAGUGCUCAGCUCUGGCCUACAUGCUGCAGAUGUCAGAGGAGGUUCUGGAUGAGUUGGACCUUAACCAGUACAGCACAUCACUGGAGGGACGACGGAGACUGAUUCCAGCUGUGAGGAACUGCAGAAAGGCUCAACUUUCUAUCUGUGGACUCACAAAAACUCACUGUGAAGUUGUGGCCUCAGCUCUGAAGUCUAACCCAUCACAUCUGACACUUCUGGACCUGAGUGGAAACAACCUGCAGGACUCAUCAGUAAAGGUUCUGUGUGCUGGACUGGAGAGUCCUCACUGUCGACUGGAGACUCUGAGAUUGUUUGACUGCAGUUUGUCAAAGGUCAGCUGUGAUUCUCUGGGUUCAGCUCUGAUGUCCAACCCGUCACAUCUGACAGAACUGGACCUGACCUUCAACAACCUGCAGGAUUUAGGAGGGAAGCAUCUGUGUGGUUUUCUGGAGAGUGGUCACUGUCGACUGGAGACUCUGAGAUUGAUUGGCUGCAGUUUGACAGAGAUCAGCUGUGAUUCUCUGGGUUCAGCUCUGAAAUACAACCCGUCACAUCUGAAACAUCUGGAUCUGAGUGACAACAAGCUGCAGGAUUCAGGAGUGAAGCGUCUGUGUGGUUUUCUGGAGAGUCGCCACUGUCGACUGGAGACUCUGAGAUUGAUUGGCUGCAGUUUGACAGAGAUCAGCUGUGAUUCUCUGGGUUCAGCUCUGAAAUCCAACCCGUCACAUCUGAAACAUCUGGAUCUGAGUGACAACAAGCUGCAGGAUUCAGGAGUGAAGCAUCUGUGUGGUUUUCUGGAGAGUCGCCACUGUGGACUGGAGACUCUGAGAUUGAAGAGCUGCAGUUUGUCAGGGAUCAGCUGUGAUUCUCUGGUCUCAGCUCUGAAGUCCAACCCGUCACAUCUGACAGAACUGGACCUGAGUGAGAACAACUUGCAGUAUACAGGAGUGGAGCCUCUUCUUGACCUGCAGCAGAGUCCUGACUGUCGACUGCAGACUCUGAGCUGGUUGACGUGGGAGUUUGUGUGUAUAGGGUACUGAUGGUCCAUGUUACUGGGAACAGAGCUUCAUCCACAACUGACUGACAGAGGAACCAGAACCAGUGGAGAUGACUUUGUGUGAACUGAUCUGAGACCAGCUGCUCUGUGUAUAGUCCACCAGGAUCAUGUGGGAAAUGGAGUGUGUGGUGCAGUAGUUACAGUGGAUAUCGAGGACAGUGACAUGUACUGUUUGAAUACAACUUGUAUCUUUC
Messenger RNA from Betta splendens (Siamese fighting fish), 3229 nucleotides. Its product is annotated as NACHT, LRR and PYD domains-containing protein 3-like. The record is from RefSeq and is a predicted model, not a curated record. NCBI's taxonomy places the organism in Eukaryota, Metazoa, Chordata, Actinopteri, Anabantiformes, Osphronemidae. The transcript is spliced from 9 exons. Bases 1 to 3018 code for a protein of 1005 amino acids. Gene Ontology annotation, molecular function: protein binding.